Aspergillus eucalypticola CBS 122712 is the source of this 1410-nucleotide messenger RNA. RefSeq lists its product as uncharacterized. The record is from RefSeq and is a predicted model, not a curated record. The coding region runs from base 89 to 1090 and encodes 333 amino acids. Gene Ontology annotation, biological process: protein phosphorylation. Gene Ontology annotation, molecular function: ATP binding; protein kinase activity. NCBI's taxonomy places the organism in Eukaryota, Fungi, Ascomycota, Eurotiomycetes, Eurotiales, Aspergillaceae. The transcript has a single exon.
UGCAAAUUGUCUUCGAUCAGGGGCUUCAGACUGGAUCAAGAUAAACCGCAGUAGCAAGUGAAUUAGACCAUGAUCUAUUUCCAGCAAAAUGUGUUUGUUUGACACCCCAUCUACAGAGCUCCCCAAGCCUCCGGUGCCAUACACUACUGGAUGGAGGUUCACUGCAGAGUCUCAUAACGUCUCAGCUCCAACGCUAGUUACCGGACGCUGUUGCACGACUAGCAAAAGCGACAGGGUAGAAAGAAAGCGAAUGAGUCCAGUCGAACGAUGUAUUCAGCGACCCCCGUUACCCGGGAGUAAAGGGAAUGAUGCCGUUAGCCUGGAAGUACUUAAGCUUCUAAAAGGGGGCGAUGGCCAUAACUCGCAAGUAUUCACUGUCCGCCUAAUCGCGUCAACCUCUCAAUCGCUCCCAAAGAAUGGCACAGAACUUGUUGCAAAGAUAUAUGACCCGCUUUAUUUUGACGAUGAUGAAGGUUAUCUCAACCCAUUUCUCUGCAUGGAUCAAUACUAUACCCACGAGGCCAAUGCGUAUGAAGCCCUUGCCGAGUUCCAAGGUCGCGGUAUCCCGAAAUAUUUUGGGUCAUACUCCUUAUAUUUACCCGUUGAUUCAACACGUAAACGGGCAGUUAGAAUGAUUCUCAUCGAACAUAUUCGGGGAACCACCAUGGCAGAUGCUAAACCAACAUUGUUCUCUCAGUCUGCCCGUCAAUAUAUUAUGAAAACAAUUGUCGACCUCGAAAGCCGUAUCUAUGAAAAGAAUAUCUGGCUUAUUGACCUGGAGCCACGAAACAUUCUCAUCAGAUCUGCAGUGGAUAGCCAGCCUCAGAUAGUGUUCAUUGAUUUUGGGGAUGCUCUGUUCAACCGUCGACGAGACAAUUAUUAUGCAAUGCAGCUGAACAAUUUUUUGGGGCAUUAUAUUUCACCCCUUCUCCGUUGGAAGGAUGCCAAAGCAAAAUUAUACGCAUUUCCAAAUUGGGUCGAUUGGGAUUGGGAUUGUUGGUUGGAGGUAGAGUUUGCACACACAGUUCCUAGCAUCACUCCGGAGAUGAGAGAGAGGUGGUCCUAUAAAAGGAAGGAUAGGCUUUCCUAGGUGCUGAGAACAUCUACACGCUGAAGGGCGCUCUGAUAGCUUGCAUGGAGAUUGGAGUACGCCCAGGGUUUCCUCGAACGCACGUCUAUCUGAAAGAGCAUGGAGCUUCAGAUACAAGUCUUUCCAGAUUCUAGGGUCUAAGGUUCGGCGUAGAAAUGCCCCAUGAAUCCUGGGGCUUUGAUUAUACCGUUAUGCGCACCCAUGUUAUGUGCAAUAUCAAUGAUUGGCCGAGCGAUCGGGUCACGGAAAUUGUGGACCAUCAUAUGGAGAUCCCGGGAAUGAUCGUACCUAUUUAGACGUGUCACGAGUCAUAAAGUAAC